This is a messenger RNA of Cololabis saira (Pacific saury), 5019 nucleotides long. RefSeq names its product adrenoceptor beta 2, surface a (gene adrb2a). Gene Ontology annotation, biological process: norepinephrine-epinephrine-mediated vasodilation involved in regulation of systemic arterial blood pressure; adenylate cyclase-activating adrenergic receptor signaling pathway; negative regulation of smooth muscle contraction. Lineage: Eukaryota; Metazoa; Chordata; Actinopteri; Beloniformes; Belonidae. Gene Ontology annotation, cellular component: membrane. Gene Ontology annotation, molecular function: beta2-adrenergic receptor activity; norepinephrine binding. The transcript has 2 exons. The coding region runs from base 147 to 1388 and encodes 413 amino acids. The record is from RefSeq and is a predicted model, not a curated record.
CUGCUCAACUGAAGGACUGCAAGGCGCACUGAGACCAACACAAACACAAAGUGGAGUGGGCAUGUGAUCCUUUAAAUUUGCGGGAACUAACUGUGCACAGAUAGUUUGACAUUUUUAUGGGAGGCAGGAAACAGUGACCUGUUGAGAUGGAAAGUACGACCCCUUCAGUCAACUUGAGCACGUCACUGGGAGCAAACACGACCAACGCGUCGUCAUCGUCAGCCGAUGAGGAGCGUAACAUGAUCCUUCUGGGCAUGGUCAUGUCUUUACUCGUUUUGUGCAUCGUCUUUGGCAACAUUCUGGUGAUAACAGCCAUCACCCGCUUUCAGCGACUCCAAAAUGUCACCAACUGUUUCAUCAUAUCCCUGGCAUGUGCAGACCUUGUCAUGGGCCUCAUUGUGGUUCCCUUCGGCGCCUGUUACAUUAUCUUUAAUACGUGGCACUUUGGCAGUUUCUGGUGUGAGUUCUGGACUGCGACCGAUGUCCUCUGCGUGACCGCCAGCAUCGAGACCCUGUGUGUCAUUGCUAUAGACCGUUACUUGGCCAUUACUUCACCGUUCCGCUACCAGUCCAUGUUGACUAAGUGCAAAGCUCGAAUUGUCGUCGUGCUGGUGUGGGUGAUUGCCGCCUUGACAUCUUACCUGCCCAUCCACAUGAAAUGGUGGAUAUCGAACACUACAGAAGCCAAGACAUGCAUGGAUGACAGCUACUGCUGUGAGUUCCACACCAACAUGGGCUACGGCAUCACCUCCUCCAUCAUCUCCUUCUACAUCCCUUUGCUCAUUAUGGUUUUUGUCUAUAGCCGUGUUUUCCAGGAGGCCAGGAAGCAGCUGAAAAAGAUUGACCAAAGCGUUGGACGCUUUCAUAACAGCGACAACGACUUGAAAUCUAUGGAGGCCAACAAUGGGCGCGCCCAAAAAAAGGCCAAGUUUUGCCUGCGGGAACACAAAGCCCUAAAGACUCUGGGCAUCAUCAUGGGGAUCUUCACCUUAUGCUGGCUGCCCUUCUUUCUCCUCAACGUUGUGGUGGCCAUCUGGAACGUUGAGGACAAACUCGCAUUCAGGAUACUUAACUGGAUAGGUUACUCAAACUCUGCUUUCAAUCCGCUCAUUUACUGCCGGAGUCCUGAGUUCAGGUACGCCUUCAAGGAAAUCCUGUGCUUGAACGGGGACCGCCUCAGCAACCCGGGACCAAUGAAUGGAUACAUCUACAGCAGGAACAGCUGGCAGAGCGAACAGCAAGGGAGGAGUAAGGGCAGCUCGGAGGACAGUGACACCAAUGAAGGGUGUCUGGCGAAAGGAACCGCGCUCUGCGGCGUCAUGGACAAAGCGGUUGACCCAAACGGAAACUGCAACAAAACCAUAUCGACUGUAACAACCGUCCUCUGAAGCCGGAGCUCUGACAAUUCAGUCAGCAGGGACAUCCAGAGGCGGUAACACUGCUGUCAAAAACUUUUUCCCCAAAUUGACUGAUGCAGGUGAGGCCAGCGGCGGCGACUGGCAGAGUUACUGCUUUAAAGAAACCGCAGUGAUAAUGUUGAGGUAUGGAAAGUUCAGUUUUUCAGACACAAUGAAUGAAUACUUUAGUCAGAUCUCUUUCUUUCCUUUUUUUUCCAUUGAUCAUUACAGCUCAUGACAUCUACCUCAUCACAGAUUUUUUUCUAUCGUUAAGCUUCAAUGACUUUCACACUUUCUCCACUGGAGUUGAACUCUGGAGCUAAACUUGGGCAGUGUCUCAGAUAUUUAUUUACUCUAUGAAAUGCUCUGUGGAUCGUUGCCUGUUAUCGGUCUUUAGCUGAAUCAUUUGGACAUUAUUUUAUUCCCCUACUUCUCUUGAAACAAAACCACAGUUUUCAUCAUCAUUAUUAAUAUUAUUAUUAUUAUUAUUAUAAUAAGUAGUGGUAGUAGUAGUAGUAGUAGUAGUAGUAGUAGUAGUAUUAAUUCUAAUGUCAAAGUAAACACAGUAAGAAGUUGUCAGUCAGACCUGAACACUUCACUUGUAAUGUAAAAACAAUGAACUUAUUUACAUCCGAAGAUGGUAAAUAGGAGGGUUUCACCUCUGUGGUGCUACGUGUUCUAAAAUACAUUCCAAGACCGCUAAUAUUAUAAUCUACCGUCACCUGGAUUAAAAUUCUUUUUUUUGAUUGUGAGAGUUUUAAAUACAGUAUGGGCAACAGUUGAGGCAGAAACCUGUCUCACUCCUCUGUUGCCUGCUCUGGUGUCUCACAGGCUGUUGUCAGCAGAAAUAAGACAGUCGACACUAAUCUAGAUCUCACUGCUGAGCUUAAAAAAAACGAAAAGAAAGAAAGAAAAAAAAUGCCUGUGGCCAUCUGUGUCGAAAGCAUGAUAAAACUUGAAAGUUUAUAUCUGUCAUAUCAGCAAGGCUGCAUUUUAAAUCACCAAGAUGAUGACAUUAUAGAUAAUGUGGUAUAUUAAGCUUCAGUACUUGCAGGUUUUAUAAAUCCCAAUUACCUUUUUUUUUACACUAUUGUGCAAGUAAAAUGCCGUAUCUUCUGUCAACUGGUUCAGAUAUGUAAAAAGCAAACCACCACUUGCUUCAUUUUAUAGCUUAUUACAUAAGUGUUAGAAAAACGACUUGUCCUUUCUGUCCUUUCUGGACAACAGUAACAGUCGUCCUCUUGGCAUCACACGCCUUGUUUAUUAUUUCUCUUCUGAUUGCCGUUUCAAAAUGCUCAGUGUUUACUGCAUGCAAAGAAGCUACUUCCUCAGAGUGUGCGGGUACAAAUAACACAUAAUAAUAAACAGGGCGUCAACAAGUGAUAGAGUUCCAGGGCUAAGACAUGUUGACGAGACUAGGAGCUACUAAACAGGAGACCAAAGCUUUUUACUUUUUUUUUUUUCCCAGUGGACUCGGGUGUCCUCGGAAACGUGCCUCAGCUCCAAUUGUUUCAGUCAGUUUUGGUCAGUCUCCUUUAAACGCUUCUUGAUGUGCAGUCUCCAGGAAACGCCUCAAUCCAGCUGAGCCCAGUCCCAAUAAACAUGAAUAAACACAUUAUCUCUGCUGUUUAGCUGGAAAAUCAGAUAACCCCCCCACAAAAAAAAACAAAAACAAAAACAAAAAAACAUCAUUGAAACAGAUUAGCAGAUGAACAGGUUUAGAGUUUCCAAUUUGCAGGUUGUGAUGAGACCUUGACUUUGGGAGACUUGAACAGCACAAGAAAAAAAAGAGCACUUUCUAAAGCAUGCACGACUUUAAUUAAAUAACUUCACACCUUUUGCAAAAUCAUGAGUUUAAAGAGAGGUUACAGAGUUUAAAUGUAGCCCCUUUCCCCCAGUCACUUUGGCAGUCUCUCGUCUGAUCUGAUCAAAGUGACAGCACGCUAAAUGUAGCUCCUGAAGGCAGAAGGAGGGGGACCAGGGAUUCUCCGCCAGUCUAAAUCUGUGUUAGUGACUUGUAUUUUAGUGCAUGCAGCAUUGCCUCUGUAUGGAGCUGGAUUUGCUGACGCUCUCAAAAUGUGAACUUUGUUCCUUCAGAGGAAAUCUCGGUGUACUGUAUCGCAAGAUUUGGCCAGUGAUUUUAUCGCAGGCCGUAGACAUAGACGUAAACACGGUGUCAUCGUACGUCAGUGUUUGCCAUGUGAAAAACAAGCUUUCCGGUGUGUUGAUCUUUUUCUGUUUUUCGUCUUUGCAGAUUUACAGCAAAGUAAAUGCAGGGGUUGAAUGUCGUAUGAAAUGUUGUUCAGCUUUUUUUGCCUUAUUUUUCUUUCUUUUUUUUUUUACAUUUUCACUGUACAGCAUGCUGAAAGCACAAAUCUGAUACAGUACUUAGACCAAGUUUUUGAUAUGUUGUAUUUAUUCACUCACAAACAGACUGUGUCGUUUAAGACGUGUAAUUUUGAAGGCGCCGUAUAAGUGGCUGCAUGUCCACUUUAUAUUUGUGAUGUUGUGUUAGUGGACUGCUGUGCCGUUUCUUUGUGAGGCGGUGUGAGAGGUUAUGAACCACACACCUUCACUGCUCCCUCCUGGCAGUGGCCUAUCCUUGCACCUCAGCUGUCCUCCACUUAUAAAUGAUUACUGUUUCAUCAAUACCCUUUUAUAUUAAGGGAUAUAAUUCAUGCCUUCACAUCCUCAAUGCUCUAGGACGCAACACUGCUAUAUGCAAUGAAUAUUGAGCGAUGAGCUGACAGUACAACAUUCCCGGCACAGCUGAUGUUUUAUAUCAGGCUUACGAUGCACGUUCACUUCGGCCACCAGCGUCUGGUCCAAUUACUACCCACUUCACCCACCGCUGUACUUACACUAUCUCAGCCAAUGCAAAAGGGUCUUUUAAAGAAGAUUACCUGUUACAGUACAGACAAAUCGAUGAGGUUAUAUAUUACAGUUUGGCAUUAACGUAUUCCACAUACUUCAGCGUAACAGAAUACGGUGUAGGUCAGAGACUGACAUGUUAAUGUGCACCACGUUUGGCUGGACUCACGCCAAACCUAUCCUCCCUGAUUCGGUCUUGUUUCAAAUAAAUACAACCCUCUUGUCUCAUUUGAUUUAGCCGAACCAACCUAAAGCAGCACUGUGUAGCACUUUUAUGAAAAAUUUGUUGAGAUUUUAAGCGCACAUUUGAGUUCAUGAACUUUUUAAACAGUUUUGACUGUUCACUUGUGCCAUAACAAACGUGGGGAAGAUCUCCUUCCUGACUGCAAUUCAAAACAAAGAGUCAUGACAAAGGAUCGCUGCAGCAUCUCAGCACAGAUUUCGCCCCCUAUUUGCAGAAAUGAUCUUUUAUGGAGUUUAACUAUGAAAUAAAUGUGGCUGUUUGGUUCCAACAAAGAGCAAGCUUUUCAUACGUGAACUUUUUUUUUUCCUUUGUGGUCCGAGUGAGGAGCUCAUCACUCAAAUGAAUGUUUACUAAAUGUUUGCAAGCUACUUUUGUACAAAUCCUUGUGGCUCUUUGUUAAAGCCUCGAAAGCUGGUAUAAUUUGUGCUCCACUGUGGUAUUUAUUAGUAAAACAAGUGUGUGUGUGAUGUGUCAUGUUUUUAUUGAAAUAAAUUAUGUACAUGUUGC